AUGAAUAAAGAUGGGAUAUUCAGAUACCAGCGGUACAAAUGGUUGAGUGGAGAUUCCAAACACCUAGCCGCAAGGUACCGUGACUUCAACCUAGAUAAUCUUCUUGAAGCAGCCGUUCAAGCGACCGGCCGCGACGGAACAAAAUGUGUGAAGGUAUUGAAAUGCUUGGAAGGACAAUACAAUAAGGCAUUUGUCUUAACCAUGAAUAAUGGCGAGGAACUAGUUGCCAGGUUACCAAACCCGAACGCAGGCCCUUCUUUCUAUACAACAGCUUCUGAAGUGGCAACUCGCCAUUUCGUUCGGGAGGUCUUGGGGAUCCCAGUCCCACGUAUUUAUGCCUGGUCAGCGGAUUCAUCAAGUUCGAUAGAAGCUGAAUAUAUUAUCGAGGCGAAGGCCGAGGGACAUUCCCUUGGGAGCCUGUGGGGCCGAAUGUCCAGGUCGUCACAAUUUGGAAUCAUUGACCAAAUUGUUGAAAUAGAGAGGAAACUGGCAUCUGUAUCGUUCCACAUGCAAGGGUGCCUCUACUACACUUCCGACCUCAAAUCAAAAGUUCCUGAUGUGAAAGGCCUCGAUACUAUGCUUAGCAUAUCGCCAGGGCUGAAGAUAGAGGAUUGCAGGCAGCUGUCCUGCUUCGGAGUUGGACCAUCUAAUGACCGAAAUUUGUGGAAUGGCGAAAGACAUUCGAUGAACCAGGAUAGAGGACCAUGGACCAACCCUAUCCAUUACGUGACUGCUCUUGGAAGUAACGAACUGGACUGGGCAAGAUGCCAUGCAAAGCCAAGAAUGAACUACUACCGGUCAACAGAGACUCCAGAAAAUCCCAACGAGUACCUGGCUCUUCUCCAGCGCUAUUUCGACAUUGCCCCACACCUAGUACCAAAGCAGCCCUGCUCUGAAUAUGACAACAUUAACACGCUGUCACAUCCAGACCUCCACCUCGACAAUAUAUUCAUCGACCCAGAAACAAACCAGAUCACUUCCAUCAUAGACUGGCAACUCGCAGCCAUAACGCCAUCAUUUUUACAACAUCCUCACCCGCAAAUGCUGGAACUCUCACUUAGCCCAGGCAGCGAAGAACAAAGAAGCAGGGAAAAGGAGCUACUCGAAUACUACUACAAAGUAACAGAAAAGUUGAAUCCAUCCCGAGCUGAGGCAUUCAACGACCCAUACCUAUCGACACGAGUCGCCCCCAUUAAUCUGAUAUCUGGAUGUUGGGAACGCGAGGACACUUUCUCACUGCGUGAGUCUUUGAUCAAGGUUGCCGCAUACUGGGACCAACUCCGGCAAGACGACGCACCAUGCCCGGUUGACUUUAAUGUCGAUGAGCUAGCUGAACAUGAACGCGAAAGGGAAUUAAUUGGGGGGCUUUCAAACAUCGUUCAGCAGUUAGAAGAAGAAGGACUUAUUCCGAUCGGAGGGAUGGUUCGACCGGAGGAGUAUGAGCAUGCCAAGAUGGUGAGUGAGUACUUUAAGAGCGAGUUUAUCAAUUUAGCUGAGGGAAAUCAACAACGGGAACUGCAUGAAAAGGUAUGGCCUUAUUAG
Messenger RNA from Aspergillus piperis CBS 112811, 1542 nucleotides. RefSeq names its product aminoglycoside phosphotransferase family protein. Lineage: Eukaryota; Fungi; Ascomycota; Eurotiomycetes; Eurotiales; Aspergillaceae. The record is from RefSeq and is a predicted model, not a curated record. The transcript is spliced from 5 exons. Gene Ontology annotation, cellular component: mitochondrion. Bases 1 to 1542 code for a protein of 513 amino acids.